Messenger RNA from Lecanosticta acicola, 571 nucleotides. NCBI's taxonomy places the organism in Eukaryota, Fungi, Ascomycota, Dothideomycetes, Mycosphaerellales, Mycosphaerellaceae. The record is from the annotation of a GenBank genome assembly.
AUGUCUCACGGCGCGGAUAUUCAUUCUACUGGUCGCGGUGGUAAGUUCGCCUCCCACUCCCAGUCCAAUGGAAGCAGCACGCCUGAGAAGACCGAGGACAUUGAAAGCUUCGUCGCAUCUUCGUGCCCUUUGGAGUCGAUCGACCGAUCGAUCAAUUCCACUCUUCCACUGACGAACACGCUUGCGAACAGGCGCCGGCAACAUCGGCAAAGACGACAAUGUCUACGUCGACGGCGACAUCGUCCGCGAAGGCCACCCAGGCGAAUCCUCAGCACCAGAAUACUCCGCCGGACGCGGCGGAGUCGGCAACAUGAUCCACGCCGACCAAACGGGAGCUCCCAGCGAAGAAGUCGUCCCCGAAUCAGCUACGCGUGUCCCGGGGAAGGAAUAUGAGAAUUUCCACACGGGUCGCGGUGGCGAGGGGAAUGUACACCGGGAGAAGCAUGGUGGGCAUUCGUCGCCGCAGAAAGAGCAUGCUGGGGUGCAGGGACUCGUGGAGAAGGCGAAGCAUGCUGUGGGGUUGGAUAAGAAGGAGAAGACGCCUACGCCGGAGCCGGAGGCGAGGCACUAA